Colletotrichum spaethianum is the source of this 2559-nucleotide messenger RNA. RefSeq names its product sterol 3-beta-glucosyltransferase UGT80B1. Lineage: Eukaryota; Fungi; Ascomycota; Sordariomycetes; Glomerellales; Glomerellaceae. Gene Ontology annotation, biological process: carbohydrate metabolic process. The record is from RefSeq and is a predicted model, not a curated record. Bases 1 to 2559 code for a protein of 852 amino acids. Gene Ontology annotation, molecular function: UDP-glycosyltransferase activity; hexosyltransferase activity. The transcript has 7 exons.
AUGUCCAAACGCAGUACAAUUCGUAUGGUUGAGGAGGACACAUUGCCUCAGGACUACCUUCCAUCUUACGAAGCGGCGAUAAACGAGGGGCUACACCAACAUAGAGACAGUUUCAGAAGCGAUGGUAGAGUUGACGUAAAUCUUGACUCUCGCUUGGCGACGACGCUUGCCCGCUUCAUCCCCGAUUUCAAAGACACAGCCCAAUACGCCCAAGCCGCAUCAGCCCAAGGGCCUCCCCCAAAAUAUUUCGAGGCAGCAGAGAGCUUCGCUGAGAAAAAGACUUUUCCCGUCAAACUGAACAUCGUCAUCCAAGUCGUAGGAAGCCGAGGCGACGUCCAGCCUUUUAUUGCCCUUGGCAACGAGCUCCAGACCUACGGGCACCGCGUCCGCCUGGCCACACAUGACGUUUUUGACGUUUUUGUACGAAAAUCCAACCUCGAGUUUUACCCCAUUGGUGGCGAUCCUUCCGAAUUGAUGGCAUAUAUGGUCAAAAACCCCGGCCUUAUUCCCAGCUUGAAGAGCUUGAAGGGCGGCGAUAUUCAGAAAAAGCGUAAAAUGGUCAAGGAGAUGCUCGAGGGGUGCUGGAGAUCGUGUAUCGAGCCCGAUACACAGACGGGAAAGCCCUUUGUGGCUGAUGCAAUCAUUGCGAAUCCACCGAGUUUUGCGCAUGUCCAUUGCGCUCAAGCUUUGGGUGUACCACUACACCUUAUGUUCACCAUGCCCUGGAGCAGUACGAGAGCGUUUCCCCACCCGUUGGCAAACCUAAAGCUUGGAGACAAGGGAGUUGUUGAUCAAAUGACGGCGAACUUUGUUUCCUACAGCAUUGUGGAGUGGUUGACAUGGCAGGGUUUGGGAGAUGUCAUCAACGACUGGCGAAAGACAAUUGACCUCGAGGAAGUACCAUUUUCCGAAGGACCAGUACUUGCGGAAUCUCAGAAGAUACCAUUCACAUACUGCUGGUCUCCAGCACUAGUACCCAAGCCGAUUGAUUGGCCGGCAUAUAUCGAUGUGUGCGGCUUCUUUUUCCGAGAACCUCCCCAGUAUACACCGUCGCCUGAGCUGGAGAAUUUCCUUAUGAAUGGGCCGACCCCUAUUUACAUUGGAUUUGGAAGCAUCGUCAUUGACAAUCCUGACGAGAUGACCAAGAUUCUCAUUGAGGCAGUUCGAUCUACCGGAGUUCGUGCCAUAAUAUCUAAGGGAUGGAGUAAUCUGGGAGGGGUCGAUUCGGAUGAUGUGCUGUUCCUCGGAGACUGCCCUCACGAGUGGUUGUUCGCCAAUGUCGCAGCGGUCUUCCACCAUGGCGGUGCGGGAACAACUGCGUGUGGACUGCUGAACGGAAGGCCGACAACGGUUGUUCCAUUCUUUGGCGACCAACCUUUCUGGGGCGACAUGGUUGCCAUUGCAGGUGCGGGGCCGAAGCCAAUUCUACACAAGCAGCUCAACGCCCAAAACUUGGCCGAUGCUAUACGUUUCUGCUUGACUCCGGAAGCAGCAGCAGCAGCCGGCAAAGUUGCAGCCAAGAUGAGGACUGAGAACGGUGUAGCUACGGCAGCCAAGUCGUUCCACGCCAACUUGCCUCUGCAAACUUUGCAAUGUGACAUAUUCCCCGACCAGCCUGCAGCAUGGGAGUUAAAAAGAAGCAAAAGGCAAUUGAAGUUAUCAAAACAAGCUGCAGGUAUCCUUCUCGAUCACCUAAAGAUUGGACAAAAGAACAUGUCGCUAUACGAGACAAGAACAUACAUCAUCGAGAAUCGCCGAUGGGACCCUGUGACAGGCUCCGCAUCAUCUCUGAUGAGCGCAGGAGCCGGCAUGGUCAAGGGAGCUACAGACAUCGUCGUCAAACCAAUUCAGGUUUAUCGCCAACGAUCCAUGAUAAAAUCGGCAGAAACGGAAGACGUCGUGAGAAGCAGUGCCAGCAGUGAUUUUCAGACACCUCCCAGAUCACCGAGUCUAGCACCGCCGCAAUCCGACGCCUUCGAACGACCAAAGAGUGCCGGCAGAGGCUGUGGAAGUACCACAGGGGUGGCAAUGAAAGCGUCAGCUUCUGGUCUCGGCAAUUUUUUCAAAUCAUAUGGCAAACUCUACCUCGACGUGCCACUGGCGGUUACAGAAGGGCUCCGCAUGACGCCAAAACUAUACGGCGAGAAAGUAGAAGACCGCGCGCCUAUCACGGAUUGGAAGUCCGGCGCGAUGGUUGGCGGGAAGAACUUUGUCACCGGUAUCGGUGGAGGAUUUGCUGAUCUAUUUUAUCAGCCCUACAAGGGAGGCCGAGACGGAGGUGCGGCAGGUGCGGCAGUGGGCGUUGGCAAGGGGGUGAUGAACAUGAUGACCAAGACGGCUUCAGGAACCCUUGGAAUCGUUGCUUACCCUGCUCAAGGAGCGUAUCAGAGCAUCAGAACAGCAGUCAAGUUCAAGACUCGCCAUAGCAUUGCCGCUGCCCGGCGAGCUGAGGGCGAGUAUCUGGCUCGCAAUACUCCAGUCAAUGUUGAGCGGGUACUGCAAAAGUUUGAUGAGAUUUGCCGAGCCAGUGAGAGGGGAAAGAAGGUUGUUGGAUUUUAG